CCCUCAUCAUGAUGUACGAGUCGUAUCUAUUCACACUCAUCAUGCCAGCCGCAAUCCUCGCCUACAUCAACGCAGACCUGGGCCCCGACCCUAAAUAUCCGUGGAUCACCGUCUGCUGGAAUCUCGGAGCCGCCAUUAUUGUGACCGUUGGCGGCCGUCUAGCAGACAUCUUUGGUCGUCGCUGGUUUCUCCUCACCGGUGCCAUCUCCGCUGCCAUUGGCGCCCUGGUCGGAGCGACAGGUCAUUCUAUCGCGCAGAUGAUUGUCUCUGGUGUGCUUUUCGGAUUCGGUGGUGGCUUUCAGGAGAUGUGUUUUGCGUGUGCGCAGGAGCUCGUGCCGAAUCGGUAUCGCUUUACUACGCUCGGUGUCAUGAUCCUUGCGAACCAUGUCAGCAGUUUCGGGCCGUUGAUUGCGUAUGCGUUUGUCGCGUAUACGGAGAUUGGCUGGCGGGCUUGCUAUUGGUUUUGCUUCGCGUUUGAGAUGGCGACGGCCGUUAUGCUUUGGGUCUUCUAUCGCCCGCCUAGUUUUGAAACGAAGCAUGAGGAUGAUGGGAAGGGUAAGUGGCAGCUGGUCAAGGAGCUGGACCAUGUGGGGUUGUGGUUGUUUACUGCGGGAUGUCUUUUGCUGCUGUUAGGCUUGAACUGGGGAGGCGUCACGUAUCCUUGGUCUAGUGCACACGUUGUCGCGCCCAUCGUCGUUGCAUUCGCAUGUUUCGUCGCCCUGGGGCUAUGGGAGGUCUACGCCACCUUGAAGUAUCCAAUUCUCCCACCAAAAUUGUUCAAGAAAUGGCGCGACUUUACGGCACUCCUUGUUGUCUGUUUUGUCGCCGGCAUGCUCUAUUACUCAAUGAACGUCCUUUGGCCACGCCAAUCCACGCUCCUUUUUCUCAACUCAAACGACACCAUCAUCCGAGGUGUAUACGCCAACAUGGUAUCUUUUGGCACCAUCAUCGCUGGAUGGUACUGUGUUAGCUUGAUGCCAAUUUUAGGCCACGAGAGAUGGCAGCUCACAGGGUUCAUCACGGCCCAGACUGCGCUCAUUGCGUCUAUGGCCAGCAUCGGAAUCAACGACAAAGCGCAGGCUAUCGCCACCGUGGUCAUCGUUUCAGCAUGCAAUCUACCACCCAGCCCCCUCAGCUUCGGCAUGGUCAGUCUCGGUCUCGACGAUCAAGCUGAUAUCGGUGUCGCUGUUGGCCUAAUAUCCACGUUCCGCCUCAUCGGAGGCGCGGUCGCGACGUCAAUCUACGUCUCCAUCUACACCUCGCGAUACGCUAAUAAUAUAAGCCCUACACUGCAACGCAUGGUAGAUGGCACAGGGUUUUCAGGGUCGUUUUCGGCGUUGCUCAAAGCCACCACGUUGAACACGCCGGCGGCAUACGCAAAGGUGCCUGGCAUCAAUCCAAAAACCAUCCAAGCGGCGAUGCUGGCCGUCAAGACGUCUUAUGUCGGAGCAUUCAAGGUCGUAUACCUGGUAGCUAUCGCCUUCGGCGCCUGUGCGAUCGCUAGUGCUUUAAGUACGCGUAGUGUGAAAAAGAGCAACAAGAGCAAUGCGCAGGCUGUGCAUCUUGAGACAGAGAAGGAUGCUAGCAGAGUGUAAGGAUAAACUUGGAAGACGGCGUCAGAUAUGUUUCUAUUGUGCAGCAAAAGUCAAUUCCGAUGCUCGCCCAGAACAAUCUGGUCAUUGAAUAACGC
Paraphaeosphaeria sporulosa is the source of this 1690-nucleotide messenger RNA. Its product is annotated as MFS general substrate transporter. Gene Ontology annotation, molecular function: transmembrane transporter activity. The record is from RefSeq and is a predicted model, not a curated record. Gene Ontology annotation, biological process: transmembrane transport. Gene Ontology annotation, cellular component: membrane. The transcript has 2 exons. Lineage: Eukaryota; Fungi; Ascomycota; Dothideomycetes; Pleosporales; Didymosphaeriaceae. Bases 9 to 1595 code for a protein of 528 amino acids.